Messenger RNA from Eubalaena glacialis (North Atlantic right whale), 1381 nucleotides. RefSeq names its product defective in cullin neddylation 1 domain containing 3 (gene DCUN1D3). Gene Ontology annotation, molecular function: cullin family protein binding; ubiquitin conjugating enzyme binding; ubiquitin-like protein binding. Gene Ontology annotation, cellular component: ubiquitin ligase complex. Gene Ontology annotation, biological process: protein neddylation; positive regulation of ubiquitin-protein transferase activity. The record is from RefSeq and is a predicted model, not a curated record. The coding region runs from base 171 to 1085 and encodes 304 amino acids. NCBI's taxonomy places the organism in Eukaryota, Metazoa, Chordata, Mammalia, Artiodactyla, Balaenidae. The transcript is spliced from 3 exons.
UUUGGACCCGCCGGGCCGCCGUCGUUUCCAGAAAGGGUUUGACUGGAGGAACCUCUGGAGCAGCUGUUGGCUGGCUCCUCUGGCUGAUGGCAUGUUGAGGCACGUGGGCCAGUGGCAACAAGGGCAUCCAAUCCAGAGGGGGCCACUCUAGAGGCCAGGCCACCAGCAUCAUGGGCCAGUGUGUCACCAAGUGCAAGAAUCCCUCAUCAACUCUGGGUAGCAAGAAUGGAGACCGUGACCCCAGCAGCAAGUCACACGGGAGGCGGGGUGCAGGCCACCGUGAGGAACAGCUGCCAGCCUGUGGCAAGCCAGGUGGGGAUAUCCUUGUCAAUGGGACCAAGAAGGCAGAGGCUGCUACUGAGACUUGCCAGCUGCCAACAUCCUCAGGAGAUGCUGGGAGGGAGCCCAGGUCAAAUGCCGAGGAGUCUUCCUUGCAGAGGUUGGAAGAACUGUUCAGGCGCUAUAAGGAUGAGCGGGAGGAUGCAAUUUUGGAGGAAGGCAUGGAGCGCUUUUGCAAUGACCUAUGUGUGGACCCCACGGAAUUUCGAGUGCUGCUCUUGGCUUGGAAGUUCCAGGCUGCUACCAUGUGCAAAUUCACCAGGAAGGAGUUUUUUGAUGGCUGCAAAGCAAUAAGUGCAGACAGCAUUGAUGGGAUCUGUGCACGGUUCCCUAGCCUCUUAACAGAAGCCAAACAAGAGGAUAAAUUCAAGGAUCUCUACCGGUUUACAUUUCAGUUCGGCCUGGACUCUGAAGAAGGGCAGCGGUCACUGCAUCGGGAAAUAGCCAUUGCCCUGUGGAAACUAGUCUUUACCCAGAACAAUCCUCCAGUAUUGGACCAGUGGCUAAACUUCCUAACAGAGAACCCCUCGGGGAUCAAGGGCAUCUCCAGGGACACUUGGAACAUGUUCCUUAACUUCACUCAGGUGAUUGGCCCUGACCUCAGCAACUACAGUGAAGAUGAGGCCUGGCCAAGUCUCUUUGAUACCUUUGUGGAGUGGGAAAUGGAGCGAAGGAAAAGAGAAGGGGAAGGGAGAGGUGCACUCAGCUCAGGGCCCGAGGGCUUAUGUCCCGAGGAGCAGACUUAGUGGCUCUGUCUCAGGAGCAGCAGCAAGGAUCUGCCCGCUGCCCUGCAGCCAACCAAGGAAUUGGACCUUUCUGGAAAUUACUGAAGAUCCGGAUAUUUUCUACUUUACACCUUUCUCUGCCUUGUAUCUGAAAGGGCUCUAAAAUGCUGUAUCAUGUUUUAGGCACUUUCUUCACUUUUUGGUUAUUUUGGUUAUUUCUUUUUUGGGGGGAGGGUCCCCCAAAAUAUUUGAACCUGGCUACAUGUUGUGUAUCUUUUUUUUUUUUUUGAAGCCUUCAGAUAGAAUAAGCCUGCCAC